AUGAAUGGAGGUGCCUUUGACGUUGAUUACACUAUCAAAAAUCCUAGAAAUGAGAUUAUUGUGUCUGAGAAUAAGGAAAGACAAGGAGAUUUUGUUUUAACUGGAGAUGAUGUUGGUGAGUAUGGCUUUUGUUUCUUCAAUAAGAUGUCUACAUAUGCUGAGAAGGUGAUUGAUUUUGAAAUCAAAUACGAUAAUGCUGAAGAUGCAAAGAAGUAUCAAGCACAAUUGCCUGAUCAACCUCAAAACAAGCCAAUUGCUCAUGUUGAACUGAUGGAGAAUACUGCCAAUCAAAUUGAUCAAAAGUUGGAUGGGUUGAUGAGAACAUUACAAUAUUACAAAACAAGAAAUAACCGUAAUCAAGCCACUGUCAGAUCCACAGAAUCCAGAAUUUAUUACUUUUCAAUUUUUGAAGUUGCUUUAAUGGUUGGAAUGGCUAUUUUACAGAUUGCCAUUGUGCAGUUAUUCUUCAAAGGUUCGAGAAAGCAAUUGGUCUGA
Lizanozyma spartinae is the source of this 495-nucleotide messenger RNA. RefSeq lists its product as uncharacterized. The record is from RefSeq and is a predicted model, not a curated record. Gene Ontology annotation, biological process: endoplasmic reticulum to Golgi vesicle-mediated transport; protein retention in ER lumen; intracellular protein transport. The coding region runs from base 1 to 495 and encodes 164 amino acids. NCBI's taxonomy places the organism in Eukaryota, Fungi, Ascomycota, Pichiomycetes, Serinales, Debaryomycetaceae. The transcript has 2 exons. Gene Ontology annotation, cellular component: Golgi apparatus; endoplasmic reticulum-Golgi intermediate compartment; endoplasmic reticulum.